Trachemys scripta elegans is the source of this 4035-nucleotide messenger RNA. RefSeq names its product butyrophilin subfamily 3 member A2-like. NCBI's taxonomy places the organism in Eukaryota, Metazoa, Chordata, Testudines, Emydidae. The transcript has 17 exons. Bases 160 to 1254 code for a protein of 364 amino acids. The record is from RefSeq and is a predicted model, not a curated record.
GUCAGAGUUCACGCACAGCUCCGGGACCCAUUUCCUCGUCUGCCCCAGCAUAUUAUUUCAGUUCCUUGGGCUCUCUGUGUGGGGCUGGGACCCCUGGUUCGCUGCAUGGCAUCUGUUGGGACAUGCUGAAUCCUUAAGGUCCCUGCCCAGAAUGUUCCCAUGGCGACGCAGUGGCGGCUCUGUGUGUGCAGCCUGGGGAUCCUCCUCCUGGCUCCGUAUUCUCUCUCUGAGGAAUUUUCCCUGGCUGGCUCCCCGCGCCCUGUGGUGGGGAUAAUUGGUCAGGAUGUGGUGUUACUCUGCCAGCUCUCACCUCCAGCUGGGCUGCCCAGCAUGAACGUGCAGUGGAGGAAAAUUGGACCAGGAUUUAUCCUGGUUCAUGAGUACAUGGAUGAGGGUACCCAGGACCUGCCGGGGGAGGGUUACCGGACCCGGACAGAGCUGUUCCGGCAGGAGUUCAGCAGCGGGAACGUCUCACUGAAGCUGAAACGGCUCCAAGCGGCAGAUGCUGGGAAGUACCAUUGCUUUGUGAGGAACCCAGAUUGGAGCCUGGAAACCACCACUGAACUACAGGUUGCAGCUGUGACUCCAGUGUUCAUUGAGGUGCUGGGCCACCGGGGCCAGGGGAUCGGGUUGGCCUGUAGAUCCACAGGCUGGUUCCCCAAACCCGAACUCCAGUGGGUUGGAAAGAACUGGAAGAAUCUGUCAAUGGAGAUUGUGACCAAUGUGACUCAGGACAGGGAGAACCUAUAUAGUAUUGUGAGUCACGUCACUGUCACAGAAGGAGAAGACAAUGGAGACAUCAGCUGCAUAGUGCGGAAUGGCCUGCUGGAGACCGAGCGACAAUCGGCCAUUCACCUCUCACGUGACAUCUUCCCCCGUGUUUCUCCCUGGCUGGUUGCAUUCUGGGUGAUGUUCACUCUGGUUCUCAUUGCUGCUGGAGCUUGUGCAUAUCUUGGAUACACAGCGAAGCGAAAGGCCUCUCAGAAGAAACGCUCUAAAGAGGAGGCUCUUUCACUUCUUGAGACUGAGAAGAAGACUGUGGACACAGAACGCCAGGAGCUGCGUCAGUUGCUUGAUGCUGAGAGGAAGGUCUUUGAAUCAGAGCGCCAGGAGCUGCGUGAGACAAUUGCGUCUGAGGAGAAGAAGAACAAGCAGCUAGAAUCAGAGUGCACCAAUCUGCGUUGGACAAUUGCAUCUAAGGAAAAGAAGAUCAAGGAACUGGAAUCAGCAUCUCAGAAGGGUUGGUUCGGUUAAUGUCCCUGCAGGAGCUCCACUCUAGACAGGGCAGGCAGAGAGCUAGAGUUCAGGAGGGCUCGGAGCUACAUGGUCUGCAUCAUCCUGGAGCAAGUUUGGCAACACCCUGAAAUCACCGUCUCUGGGGAUGGCAGAAGAGUCCAACAUGACCCCCAAUCUCCAUGGCUGGCUGGCCUAUCUGGAUCCCUGAUAGCCCUGGGGAAGGGGGUUUGUGUCCAGGAAUCAUUAUGCUUUAGGCCUUGUCUACACUGCCACUUUACAGCGCUGCAACUUUCUCACUCAGGGUGUGAAAAAACACCCCCCCGAGCACUGCAAGUUUCAGUGCUGUAAAUUGUCAGUGUAGACAGUGCACCAGCUCUGGGAGCUACGCCCCUCCUGGGGUUGGGUUUUGUACAGCUCUGGGAGAGCUAUCUCCUAGCGCUGGUGCCACAACUACACAGCCAUGUUAAAGAGCUGCUGCGGCAGAACUUUAACAUUGCUAGUGAAGACAUACCUUUAAAGCCGGGUUUGAGGGGGUACUGGGAGGUGGAGGUGGGGGACAGCCCGUACUGGGAGCUGGGGGUGCUGAGUGAGACUGUGAGGGGCAGAGUGAGAUAGGAGAGACUGGAGAGACCUCCUGAGGGGGGAGCUGGGCUCUGGGGAGAUCUGGGGGAGCAGUAUCACCCCAGUGAGGCCAACACUGUGAUCUGGAACUGGGGUGUGACACCGACAGUGAUUGGUGUGUAUCUGUAUCUAGAAGGGGGGAGUCUCUCAUUCUACAGUGUCAGUGCAAUGGCCCUUUUCCUGGAGAUUCCUGUGGAAGGUUCUGAGAUUGUUCCCAUUCCUCAGCCCUGGUCAUGCUGUGGGGAGGGACCAGGGAAAACCCCUCAGCAUCUGCCCCCCCCAGCGACUGGGAUUUCCACAGAAAUUAGGAGUUAGUGGGUCUGUUAUUCAGGGAGAUCCCACAGCCUCUGCACAACCCCCUGCCCUCAGGGACAGGAAGGGGCUGGAAAAAUCAUAGAGCCACAUGCAACUGAAGAAACAACUUCAGCACCUGGCCAGCACUCGGCCCUAGAGACAAGGAAGUGAAAGAAAACAGCUCAUGUGGGAUACAAUAAAUCCAAAAGCAUCUACCCACUGACCUGCUUCCCAAGUUGAGGAUGGGGAAUAAAACAGAGCAGGAGCAUCCACAACUGCAAACAGCCCCCAAAGAGAAGGGGGAAAGAAACAUCAAAAUCCUGAGGUCUGAACCCCUCCCAUGGGGCAAAGGGAAUCACACAGAGAAAAACGCUCAGAACUUGACUCUUGAGGGGUCUCUGGAGAUGACUUUUGUUCCAGGGAUACCAGGGCCAGGAAAUACGAUGGCGGAAUCAGACCCAAACACCAACACCUGGGAAAGAACCUCACCCCACAGGGAACGCGGGGAAAUGGUGACACAUCAGAUGUUUCCUCCCCCUGAACUCAAAGGAAAACCGCAGCAAUUCAUGAUAAUGCUUUGCCCCGACCCCCAGUUACAUCAGAAUGUGCUGAUUGGAGGGAAUUGCGUUAACGCAACUGUUAAAUGUAGAAAAUUCAAUACACACUGAUUGGGAGAUGCAGGGGGGAAGGGAAGGGUCUCGCAGUAGCACUGACUCACUCCCAUCGCAGACACACACACACACUGCUCCUGCCAGCCUCAGGCCGUGUGAGUGGGUGACAGGAUUGGUCACUCGGUGUAUCAGACUGGGUUGUGAAAGCCUCACACUGAGAAGCACCCCGAGGGCUGAAUCUGUCCCCCAACCACCAGAGCCCUCCCCUGGGCUCUAGCAGGGCUGGCUGGGCUCAUGGGGCAGCAGGGACGAUAGAUGAUGCUGCAGAAGCUUCUCAUGGAAAAAGGACGUGGGGAGGUUCAGACGCUGUUGGAAAUUGUAGCAAGGGGGCUGGGGUGCAGGAGGAGAACAGGCUGCCAGCUGCAGCGUUGUCAAGUCUCAUGGUGUCACAGAGUGAGAAUUUUUCAUAAUAUUUUGGAUAAAUAUGGUGUGUGCCUCAGUUUCCCCCAUGUGGUAUAUGGUUAACUAGGUGGGGGGAGGGGGAAGGGUGUUUGCUCUUUGCAGAGGCCCAGAGACACAGGUGUGACCAAUGCCCAGCUGCCCGCACCUGGAGCCCCUGGAGACUCUCAGGAGACAAUGGCCACUCCAAUUGCCUGUAUAUUCGGCACCUAGCAACAAAUGACCAUGGAUGGCCCCACCCACCUUGGGAAGCCAGCUGGGUGUGACCAGCUUGAGGACAAAGGAUGGGGGAGGGGCCAGGUGGGGUUGUUAAAUUUGGGCUGUUGAAGGCAGAGAGAAUCUCCUGGACUGGGACUAAAGAAGGGUCUGAUGUCUCUGGACUGACCCAGGUGGAUUAUGCUGGAACUUUUGAUUCUCUGUGUUCUAAACACCUAAUAAACCCCCUGCUGUUACAAUGCUGGCUGAGAGUCACUCCAGAGUCAGGGAAUCGGGGAUGCACUGCUCCCUUUGGAUAUGCAAGUCUCCCCCAGGUGUCCAGCUCAGACGGACUCACUGAGGGGAGCUCACCGCAUGAAGCCAGGGAGUUGAAAGCUCUGAGAUUCGGUCCCAGGAGACCGUGAAGCCAAGUGGCUUACCCUACGGACAGUGUGACCCUACAUGGGCUGACACAUUGAAAGGGACCUCCCAGGGACUGUUCCAGAGCACCAGACCUGUGGAUCCAUGACACAUGGUAUUUGCUGCUUCUUUUAAAGCCCCAGCUCCUGGAGUCCUGGGGUUGUGGGAGAAUCUCAGUUUUGGUUUAAAGCAAAUAAAA